Messenger RNA from Cucurbita pepo subsp. pepo (vegetable marrow), 855 nucleotides. The record is from RefSeq and is a predicted model, not a curated record. Lineage: Eukaryota; Viridiplantae; Streptophyta; Magnoliopsida; Cucurbitales; Cucurbitaceae.
AUGGAUUCUAAAACUUUCCACCGUCCUCUUCUUCUUGUUCUUGUUUUUUCUCUUCUUGUCGUUUCAUCGUUUUGUCUUCCCGACAAAAAAAUCUAUCCCAAUAACCAUACGGCGGCGUUUCGGUCGGAGAAUCAGUUGAAGAAAUUGAAGCUUAUUCAAGCUGAUCUUAACCGAAUCAACAAGUUCCCUGUCAAAACCAUUCAGAGUCCAGAUGGUGACUUUAUAGAUUGUGUUGAAACUCAUCGGCAGCUAGCUUUUGAUCAUCCAUUGCUCAAAGGAAAGAAGCCAUUGGAUCCACCGGAGAGACCGUAUAACCAGAGCCAUUCCGGUGAGGUGGAGACGGAAAUGUUCCAAUUAUGGAGCAUGUCCGGAGAAUUCUGUCCAGAGGGGACAGUUCCGAUCAGAAGAACGACAGAAGAGGAUAUGUUGAGAGCGAGUUCGGUUCAGAGAUUUGGAAGAAAAGCCAGCGGAGACUCUCCCAGUAAAGGCCAUGAGUAUGCAGUGGGGUUUGUAGGUGGAGGACAGUACUACGGAGCCCAGGCAAGCAUGACUGUAUGGAAGCCGCGGGUCAACUAUCGAUUCGAGUUCAGCCUCUCACAGAUAUGGCUCAAGGAGCUGCAAUGGCUUUGUCAUGAUAUCGACGAGCUGAUCCUUGGAGGAAAUGAGUCGAACAUCAAGCUGACGAGUCGAUACUCGUUCACGAACGAAGUGAUAAUCAACCUCAACAUGCUUCGUCCGUCGAUGAAAGAUUGGAUUGGCGGACAGGUAGGUGGCACCAAUGUUGUCACACCACAGGCUAGGCGUUCGCGCUUGCGAGAUCCCGAGCUCACGCAAGAGAACUUGGAUCCAAAUUAA